AUGUUAGUAUUAGCAGGCAUUGAAGACCUCGAGGUCCCCGCGACAUCGUUAUCUCGUUUCGGAAAGCUACCUGCUGAAAUUCGAUGCGCAAUCUGGCGGGCCUCUCUCCCUCCUCCCCGAGUUUACGAACCCCACCUGAGAGGCAUCGAUGCCGAUCUAAAACCAACUAAAUUUUUUGAAGAAUGGGCACCGCCAGAGAUGAGAGAGUCUUGCCGAGAAGCAUACAACAUAUGCAUGUCAGCAGGUAAAUUCAGGUUUGGGUACUUCGAAAACUCCCACGUUAGAGGCCUUUGGUACAACAACGACGUCGACGCUAUAUAUUACUCCUGUCAGGAUCAGUUGGGAAGCAACUGCUUGGACGGCAUUAAAAACAUCUAUACAUCUAUGGACAUGGCUUUGAGCGGAGAUUGCGUUGACGUCUUGAUCUAUGACCAUGGGCUUCAUUUAUGCCAGCGACUCGUUGUUGCAAUGUGGCCAAAGUAUCCAAUGAGACCUGAGAUACUUUCCAGGAUACUGGAGAUGACGAAGCCAACCUUCCGGCGAAUACGAGAUCAAGACAUUGUGGGAAUCAACGAGUACGAUAAUCAAGAUUAUCCAGAGGGGGCUGAGGGCGCGCCGAUUACCUGGGGCGAGGUUAAGCAAGUCCUUCAGAAUCUUUUGGAACAAGGGCGACAACAUGUGAGUGGAAACAAAAGCAAAUGGGAAAGUAAAGGUCCCUUCGCCUUGGAAGCCGUAGAAGUUUUUCGGAAAUGA
Colletotrichum truncatum is the source of this 753-nucleotide messenger RNA. RefSeq lists its product as uncharacterized. NCBI's taxonomy places the organism in Eukaryota, Fungi, Ascomycota, Sordariomycetes, Glomerellales, Glomerellaceae. The record is from RefSeq and is a predicted model, not a curated record.